Molecule: messenger RNA, 1484 nt
Organism: Thrips palmi
Lineage: Eukaryota; Metazoa; Arthropoda; Insecta; Thysanoptera; Thripidae
Gene: Tfb4
Product: general transcription factor IIH subunit 3
Exons: 8
Coding region: 136-1056 (306 amino acids)
Biological process (GO): regulation of DNA-templated transcription; nucleotide-excision repair
Cellular component (GO): transcription factor TFIIH core complex; transcription factor TFIIH holo complex
Source: RefSeq, a predicted model, not a curated record
ACGUGGAAGCCUGGGAAACGAAACGGCGGGAAAAACAUAGUAUGAGAAAGAAACCGUACAUACAUACAAACAGUGCAAGUUUCUCAUAUCUUUGUUGUUGUUGUUGGGUGUGGUGCUGUUGUUUGUUUUGAAAACAUGGCUGCCAUGGCUGAUGAGGUGGAGACAAGCCUUCUGGUGAUAGUAGUGGACCUUCACACUCGUCAGAGGUAUUUACGGGACCAGCCUUCGCUAUUGAUGCAUGUUCUCGACUCUGUGAUAACCCUUGCUAACAUGCAUCUCAUGUUGAAGACCAAAAAUAAGGUUGCUAUUGUUGGCUGCAAUGCUUCUAAUAGUGAAUUUCUUUUCUGUGAUGCCGAUGCCAUACAGCCUCAGCCAGGACAAUCUGGGCAAUCGACUGCAGUUCGACAAUCAGAUGGUCAAUAUGAGAUAUUUGCUCAUUUGGAAACUACUGUAAAACAGAACAUCAAAGAUUUCAUGCAAGAUGAGCAGUCCACUUUCUUUGAAGAUAAAGAUUGUGAGUCACUCAUUGCAGGAGCUUUAACAUUGGCUCUUUGUUAUAUAAACAGGAUAAAUAAAGAAAAAUCUGCUGGAGAAAACUUGAAUUCAAGGCUUUUGAUUCUGACUGGAUGUGCAGGCGGAGCUUCACAGCACAUGGCGUACAUGAAUGUGUUCUUCACGGCUCAGAAACAAAAUAUUGUAAUGGAUGUAUGUAGUUUGGAAUAUGAAUUGGGGCUCCUUCAGCAAGGUUGUGACAUUACUGGUGGACUUUUUCUCAAAAUCCCUCAACUCCAGGGCCUGUUACAGUAUUUGCUGUGGGUUUUCUUACCAGAGCCUCCAAUACGCAAGAAAUUAGUUCUACCUCCUCCAGCAAGGGUUGAUUACAGAGCUGCCUGCUUUUGUCAUAGAACUCUCAUAGAUAUUGGUUUUGUCUGCUCUAUUUGUUUAUCUAUCUUCUGCAAAUUCAGUCCUAUCUGCACAACAUGCAAUACCGUUUUCAAGCCACCUGGUUCUCUUCUUCCCAAAAAGAAGAAAAAACAAAUCAAGAAUGUUUGUUGACACAUGCAGUAUUUCAUGCUCAUUCUCAUGUUUGAGGAUUUUUCAAUCUUCAUGUAUGUUUGUACCUGAGACUUAGUUUCAAUUGUAAAAUUUAAGUCACAUCAAGUGACUUGUGCUCCUUCAAAGGCAGGAACCAAUUGCACCUUUGAGGCUGAUGGAACAAACAACUUAUUUGGUCUGGAAUAAUAAUAAUGGAAAUAAUUAGUGGGAAGCAAGAAAUGUUUUCUUCUAGUAUUCAUCGUUUUUUAUAAUACUUUAUCUUUUUAUGAUCACUGUUGAAUAUGCGUGCAAAAAUGGAAGGGUAGACAGCAAAUAAAACGUGUGCAAUAAAUUAAAUUGUAAAUCCAAGCAAUGCAGCAACAAGAAGAAAAAAAACAAUUUUGCACCUAUUUAAAUUUUGAAACAUGAAUAAAUUAUUUACAUAACAA